This is a messenger RNA of Abrus precatorius (Indian licorice), 816 nucleotides long. RefSeq names its product dCTP pyrophosphatase 1. Gene Ontology annotation, molecular function: nucleoside triphosphate diphosphatase activity. Gene Ontology annotation, biological process: nucleoside triphosphate catabolic process. The record is from RefSeq and is a predicted model, not a curated record. Lineage: Eukaryota; Viridiplantae; Streptophyta; Magnoliopsida; Fabales; Fabaceae. The coding region runs from base 97 to 528 and encodes 143 amino acids. The transcript is spliced from 2 exons.
ACUCUCAUUCCUUAAUUUCCCUUCUCUUCCUUCUUUGCCUUUCUUCACUCUUCUCUUUUUGGUUCUCCUUUAUUUUUUCCUACUCUUCUCUUCAAGAUGACCGGUGUUGCUGAUGAAGGUACUGUGACCCUUGAUAUGCUGAAGCAGUUAAUGUCUCAGUUUGCAAAGGAAAGGGAUUGGGAGCGAUUUCAUAGUCCAAGGAACCUUCUUUUGGCUCUGGUGGGUGAAGUAGGAGAAUUGUCUGAGAUAUUUCAGUGGAAAGGUGAGGUUCCAAAGGGUCUUCCAAAUUGGAAAGAGGAGGAAAAGGUUCAUCUUGGGGAAGAGUUAUCUGAUGUAUUGCUCUACCUUGUGAGGCUCUCUGACAUUUGUGGCGUUGAUCUUGGCAAAGCUGCUUUGAGAAAGGUUGAACUCAAUGCUAUAAAAUACCCUGCAAAAGUGUGCAAAGAGGUUUCAACCAAACAAGAUGAGGACUCCUCUGCCACCGUCACUUGUACCAAUAAUGGCACUGCCACUGAUGGUGAUACAUAAUGUGUAGUGAAUGUCUUUAGCUGAAUUACGGGCACUUUGGUGGAUUUUGUACAAUGGUUUGUUCUGUGCUACCAUUGCAUGAAAACUACUGUCUCGUGGUUUGGUACAUUUGUUCUCAGUUUUUUGUUACUGUUUUGACAGAAUCAAAUCCCCGUGACAGAUAUGAGAUUUGAUGGUUUCUCUUUCUUCCGUUUUUGGUUAAUUUGCUUUUUAUAUUUUGGGAACAAUUCAAUUAUGAUGCAUUAUUAGAACCGCCAAUUCUCUCAUAUAUGAUUUCUUUCCCGAAUC